Messenger RNA from Schizosaccharomyces octosporus yFS286, 5739 nucleotides. RefSeq names its product helicase sen1. Lineage: Eukaryota; Fungi; Ascomycota; Schizosaccharomycetes; Schizosaccharomycetales; Schizosaccharomycetaceae. Gene Ontology annotation, cellular component: nuclear body. Gene Ontology annotation, biological process: termination of RNA polymerase II transcription. Gene Ontology annotation, molecular function: helicase activity; transcription termination site sequence-specific DNA binding. The record is from RefSeq and is a predicted model, not a curated record. The transcript is spliced from 2 exons. Bases 1 to 5739 code for a protein of 1912 amino acids.
AUGGAGGAUUCGAAACUCUUCCAAGAACUAGAGCAAUCAAUUCAGGAUAAUCAAAAUUCACCUUCAUUCAAGGGUUCUAAUAAAGUUCUUCAUCUAGCUCUAUCGUAUUUGAACGUUAAACGCCAAGAUGCUCACUGGGUUUGUGAUUCACGAUCAAAAAUUGCUGUACGAGAAUGUUUUUUCCUGUUUUCUUUUCAGGAUGAAAACGAUUUCUUGACGUGGUUUAAAAAGCAUCUUGGAGAACGUCUUCAAGCCUGCCCUUCCUGCAUACUGAGCUAUCAUCAGUUAAUUGAUGAAUUUAAGACUAUAUGCCUUAAUAUCUUUAACUUUGAUUCAGAUACCCUUUCUAUAGUCCUUAACAAGAUACUUCAGUGGGAUGUUUCCAGACUAAAGAAAGUUUUACAAAGUAAUAUAAAGGUUGAUUCUAGCAGCUCUUCGAAACCAAUAUUGUGUGCUUUCUAUGAAAUAUUGUAUAAUGUCGAGUUUUUAAAAAACGAAACACUUUUUGCCCUAUUUCGAAAGAGAUUUUUGGAGGCCGGAUUUCUUCGAUUAUCUAAAAAAUUAGUCCCGGGUGUCAUUUAUCUUUUAUUUACUAACGAUGAUGCCUUGAGAAAAUGGGCAUUUGGUAUACUCAAUGGUUCCGACAUCAUUCCUGCGGACGAGUUUUUAAAUCUUCAAGCGCCCUUCCUCCAAGAAAUUCGCACACUAAACGGCAGUACAUCAGACGAAGUUUUUUUAGAACGGUUUUUGAAUGGGUUUUCAGUUUUACUUAAUAGUGUUUCCUCUGAGUAUUUCGACACUUUGGGAAAGCAUGGGUUUGAACCGGUAGCCUUUGUCUUACGAGGUUUGAACAAGGCGCCCUUGAAUCAAUAUCCAUCGUACUUAAAUUGUCUACAUUCUUUGUUAAGAUGCUAUAGAACGAAAUUUUGGCAAACUUCGAAUCUUGAACCUUCUCACCUUAUACGCUUGGUUUUUGACAACAUGGCUUAUAAAGACUUGCUGAAACAGGUGAUAGAAGGAAAUAAAGACUGCAGUAGUCAAACUAUGGAUUGGAUCAUAUCUUUUCUAAAAUCACUAUCUUUAGAAAAGCAUAUGUCUAUUGUAGAAUUACUGCUCAAGAAGUGUAAUGUAUCGUUGAAUGAAGCAGAAGGAAUUGCGUAUUCGAGUAACCCUUUUUUUGAUUCUGUGUGCGAGAUCUAUUCUCUACUUUUUAACGAAUAUUUUGAGACUGUUUCUCAUAGUGACGAUUCUCAAAAAGCGUACGUGGAGUCUUUGCAAUCAAAUAUUUGCUCAAAUUUUGAUAUCUUUUACUCUAAUUUAAAAGAUUACGUGAGUCCUUUUGAACAACAGUCUUUUAAGAAAGCUUUUGAAUAUCGUUUGAAUGUGGAUGUUUAUGCUUUACGACAUACUUAUCGAAAAUACGUUCAAAAGCACAGGUUAGAUUCACCAGAAACUAAUGAUUAUGAUGCAGCCGUAGAUUCAUUUUACCAGUUCCUGUCAAAUAUGCUAAUAAUUAUUCAACGUUGGAAUCUUUCUUCUUUGAAAUCAUUGUUGGAUAAUCCGUACAAUUAUUCGUGUUUGGUUGGAUUUCUAUUUUCCCCAGUUUCCGAUAUUUCUAAUAAUGCUUGGACUAUAAUGAAUCUAACUUCUGACGCCGAAAAUACCGCCGAUGCUAUAGAUAAAUUAGCAAAACGUCGAUUUUCCGAUUCACUUCAAUCACUGUCAAAUAUUUACUCACAAUGGAUCAAGUACAGGAAUUUCAACAGUGUUAAGAGGAUUAUAUAUCAAGGAAAAUUGUUUAUCAAUUAUCUUUUCGACCCUUCAAAUGGCUUGUUACAUGGCUACAGCAUUUCCUUUAGAGAUGAAGGAAAUUGUAAUGCCUUAAAAGCAUACUGGGACAAUUUGUGGAAAUUCUUUGCCCAUUUCUUUAUUGCUCUGCCAAGUUGGCCAGUUAAAAAAGAGAAGGAUGUUCUUGUUGACAUAAUGCAUGUUUCAUUAGACUGUUGCCAAAUGCUUUUAAAAAGCUUUCAUCAGGUAUCUGAGUUCAUAAGUGGCAUUGAUAUUUCAGUGUCCUUUUCCAAAUCUGAAGCUAGCGAUGAUUCCAAGAAAUCCUUAGCCAAUUCGAUAUUGAAUUCUUUUAUCACACUUUCAUAUUGGUUGAAGCUAAACGACUCAACUUUGUUGUCUUCAGUGGUUAGAAUUAUUUGUGCUAUGUUGAAGUUAUUCAAUAAUUUAUCUCUCCCAAUUAAUCAAAAUACUGUCGAUAUGAUUCAAAAGUCAUCUACAGCCGAGGAUGGAUCCACAAUUCUCGCUUUGUCUGAACGUGAAGAUUUAUUUCUUGCCAUUUCACCAUACUUACCUGAGCAUUUACAAACAAAGCCUUUCAAUUUGAUUACAGAAGAAACAUUAAAUCUAGAAGGUGCGGCUUCGACCAGUCCAAAUAUUUAUGUUAUAGAUGAAGAACCCAAGCAACGCGAAAAAUCUUCCACGAAAGUCCAACAGUCUCAUACUAAGCCUGCUCUUGAAAAUGUUGAUAAAGGGGCAUCAAACCAUUUUACCCUUUCAUCAAAAACUUUAUCUAAUCUUGAAAAAAAGAAAGAUACGGUUGAGAAAACGCAACCUGCUCGGCGAAAUUAUAUCCAAAAGGUGGGGGCUAAACCUGCUAAUUUAAAUGUUGGAGAUUUAUCAGAGGUACAGUCACAUAGGGCGUUGAAUAAAUUGGAUUCCAUUGCUCCAAUAAAAAGGCCAACUUUAGAACCUAAGCGCAACUUACAAUUGACUUCAAAAGAUGAGGUAUCUGCCGAAACCGAAUCUGAAUCUGACUCGGAUUCAGAUUCAGAUUCAAAUAAUAAGGAAAAUGAAAACAAUGGGCUUUUCUCUUUAAUGCGUGAUGCUUCUAAUCAGACCAAAGCAAAUGCUCCGCGUCGCCAAGUGCAGCUUUUAGAUAUAAAUUCCUUGAAGACCAGCAAUGUUGUACAUCCUGCACAACGUCACAGGGAAGUUCAUCAAAGCAUUUAUACUUCCCGUCAAAGGUUGUUUCCUGAUAUUCAAGGUUUUUUCAGAAUCCUUUUAAGCUGGAAUCCUCUACUCAAUUUUGAGAUAGAUGUGGACAAAAAAAAUUUAAGUUGCCGGAGUAUAGAAACUUCGUACUUAUCCCCAGAAGCUUAUGAAAAAGUUUUUAUGCCUUUCUUAUUCAACGAAUGUUGGGCUCAGAUUCGUGCAGCGAUCGAAGAAAGCCAAUAUACGCCUUUAGAAUUGACUUUAAAUACUCGUACCUCUGUUGAUAGUUUCGUUGAGAUAGGAUGUAGCUCUAAAACAAUCACUGAGUUACAGUAUCUUAGUGAUACUGACAUAUGCGUGUUAUCCAAGUCAAACAAGCCUACCUCACCGGGAAAAGAUGAUAUAUCAAUUCUUGCUAAAAUCCAGUCAAUAACAAGAAAAAAAGAAUCCAUCGAUAUCUUUAUUCGUGUUAAUUCUGACGCAAAAUCCCUUCAGGAAAUGAUUCCAGGUGCUCAUUUUUACUUACAGAAACUUUUUAGUGCCACAACCAGCCUGCGUGAAUACUCUGCUCUAAAGUCACUCCCUUUUAUUAGUCUUUCCAGAGACAUUUUGAAUGCAAAUGUAAGCAAAUCUUUGGAUAACACUGACAAUGAAGGCUUAAAAAAAAUUAUGGGCUGUUAUGGUGCUAAUGAACCUCAAGCAAAAGCUAUCAGAGCCGCUUCUAAUAGAGAGGGUUUUACGCUUGUACAGGGUCCACCGGGUACAGGUAAAACCAAGACUAUUCUGGGAAUGAUUGGUGCAAUUUUAACAUCGAAAGGUCAGGGUUUACGAUUUUCUGCCCCUGGACAAUCGAAACCUGUUCAACAAAAGCAGAAAAAUAGAAUUUUAGUUUGCGCUCCUAGCAACGCUGCGAUUGAUGAAAUUUUACUACGUUUAAAAGACGGGGUGUACGACCAUGAAGGUAUAAAAUUUAUGCCCAAAGUAAUUCGGAUAGGUUUCACCGAAUCGAUCAACGUUCAUGCAAAGGAGUUUACAUUGGAAGAACAAAUGGCUAAACAAAUGGAGAUUACUAAUUUAAAAAAACAUGAAGAAUCUUCUGAUUCGGGCGAGAUCAGGAAAAAACAUGACGCUACACUUUUGGAACGUAACAAAUUAAGGGAAAGUAUAGAUUCAAUUCGCCAAGCUGGCAAGGAUAGUUCUACGUUAGAACUAAAGCUUAGAGAAGUUACACGCCAAAAAAAUGCCCUCGAACAAAGCCUAGAUGAAAUGCGCAAUAGACAUCAAAGUGCCAACAGGAGUAUGGAUUUGGCUAAAAAACAAAUUCAAUUACAACUCCUUCAGGAUGCUGACGUAGUUUGUGCUACAUUGUCAGCCAGUGGUCAUGAAACGUUGCUGAAUGCCAACAUAAGCUUUCCUACGGUAAUUAUAGAUGAAGCUGCUCAAGCGGUUGAGCUUAGCUCUCUUAUUCCAUUAAAAUUUGAUUGUAAAAGCUGCAUUAUGGUUGGAGAUCCAAACCAGUUACCACCCACUGUGCUCUCAAAGUCUGCUUCCAAAAAUGGUUAUGAUCAAUCGCUUUAUGUUCGUAUGUUUAAAAGGAAUCCAGAUAGUGCUUAUCUUCUUAGUAUCCAAUAUAGAAUGCAUCCGGAAAUUAGCAAAUUCCCUAGUCAUUACUUUUAUCAGUCGAAACUAAUUGAUGGACCGAAUAUGACUUCUGUUGCAGAUCGUCCUUGGCAUCACGAUGCCUUGUUUGGUGUUUACCGUUUCUUCAAUGUCGUUGGUAAAGAGUCUGUAUCAAGGUCCAAAUCCUUGUACAACGCCGAUGAAGCAUCAUUUGUGCUUUUACUAUACGAAAAACUUUCACAGAAUUUUGUGAAUAUUGAUUUUGAAGGAAAGAUUGGUAUCGUUACACCUUACCGAAGCCAGGUUCAGGAGCUUCGCUACCAAUUCCAGAAAAAGUUUGGAUCCAUUAUUUUCAAAUACCUUGACAUACAUACUGUAGACGGUUUUCAAGGACAAGAAAAAGACAUAAUUAUUUUUUCUUGCGUCAGGAGCUCCAUGGGAAAUGGUAUAGGUUUCUUGCAAGACAUACGACGUUUGAACGUAGCUUUGACUAGAGCAAGAUCUUCUUUGUACAUUGUGGGAAGUACUGAACCUUUACUACAGAAUGAAGUUUUUCGCAACCUAAUCGGGGACGCCAAAACAAGAAAUUGCUGGAUGCGUGUCAGUUUCGAACAACUAUUGCAUUGGAAAUCUGAUCCUAAGAAGUUAAAAGUAAAGUCGACUAAAGAGCAUAAUAUUGUCGAUGAUGAUCUUAUUAAAGAAGAAUCGGAUAGCUUACCACGAAACGAGCGUUCGCCAUCAAUAACUCCGUAUACAGAAUCAAAACAGGAGAUUGUCAAUGCACCCUUUUCUUCUGGUUCCAAUAACUUUAAUAAGGACAAGGAACAAACUAAACGUUCUGGCAAAGUAGUAAACUCAGAUGUGGUUAAUUCAAGAACGUUGAAGGAUCAGUCUAAAGAAAAGAAGGAAAUUACAAAGCAAAACGAGACCGUUGAUUCAAAUGAACUACCAAAUAAACGAGAACAUAAUUUUGGUGACAAGGCUGAUCGUAAAAAGCUGAAAAAGCCUAAAGAAGAGAAAAAGCCGGAUGAUGGUCAUAAAAAAUCUAAGAAAUCAAAGAAACCAAAAUCUAAGCUUGCUUUGGCUGCUAUGGCACGAGGCUUUCGUCCACCAUCUUAA